Messenger RNA from Cololabis saira (Pacific saury), 1872 nucleotides. It is a transcript of the gene rsad1, whose product is annotated as radical S-adenosyl methionine domain containing 1. The coding region runs from base 135 to 1505 and encodes 456 amino acids. Gene Ontology annotation, biological process: porphyrin-containing compound biosynthetic process. Gene Ontology annotation, cellular component: cytoplasm. The record is from RefSeq and is a predicted model, not a curated record. NCBI's taxonomy places the organism in Eukaryota, Metazoa, Chordata, Actinopteri, Beloniformes, Belonidae. Gene Ontology annotation, molecular function: coproporphyrinogen oxidase activity; 4 iron, 4 sulfur cluster binding. The transcript has 9 exons.
CGUGGGACUUCCGGAAACAGGGGACAACUUUGCAGCAUUGAUUUCUGCAGUGACAGUUGUUAUGAAAGCAGAACCAGUCCGCUGGUCCCCGUCAAGUUCAGACAGAUAAACAUGCCAGAGAAAAGUCACACGACAUGAUCCAACACGCGUCCCGGGCGCUCAGGCGCGCCGUUUCUGCAGGAAUGAGACGCCUCUCUGUCGGAGAAAUGACAGCUGAUGAUCCUGAUGAUCCGGCUGCUUCUCCACAGCUCACACAGCAGGCGUCUCUUUAUGUUCAUUGGCCGUAUUGUCUCAAGAGGUGCUCCUACUGUAAUUUUAACAAGUAUAUACCUAAAGGGAACAAUGAUGACAUCAUGACUGAGUGCCUUCAGAGGGAAACUGAGACGUUGCUGCAGCUCAGUCAAGUAUCCUGUAUCACCUCAGUGUUUUUUGGUGGUGGGACUCCAAGCCUGGCCCACCCCUCCACCAUUGCUGCGGUCCUGGAAACUGUCUCCAAGCAGGCGACUCUAUCAGAUCAGGCUGAAGUCACACUCGAGGUCAACCCUACUCCUGUGGGAAUGUCAAAGCUGGAGGACUAUCGCCAUGCUGGGGUGAACCGUUUUUCCAUCGGGGUGCAGUCUUUGCAGGAUGACGACUUGAAAAGUCUGGGAAGAGACCACAGUUCUCUGGAAGCUUUGAAGACCCUUGAGGAGGCCAGGAGGCUGUGCCCCGGGAGGGUGUCGGUAGAUGUCAUGUUUGGACGGCCCAAACAGACGCUUCAGUCCUGGGAACAAGAGUUGUCUGAGAUGCUGAGGGUGUGUGACGACCAUGUGUCUCUGUAUCAGCUGACCCUCGAGAGAGGCACCCAGCUGUUUAAACAAGUGGAAAGUGGACAAGUGACCAUGCCAUCUGAGGAAGCAACAGCAGAGAUGUACUAUAUUGCCAGGAAGACUCUCCACCAGCAUGGCUUUCUGCAGUACGAGGUGUCUAAUUUUGCAAGACACAAUUCAGUGAGCCAUCACAACUUGAACUACUGGAAAGGAAAACAGUACAUUGGUGUUGGCCCAGGAGCACACGGACGGUUCGUUCCUCUCACGGAGGGGGUUGUUGUUCGCGAGGCCCGGACACAGACUCUGGAGCCUGACGUGUGGAUCCGUGAAGUCCAGCAGAGGGGUCAUGGCACGCGGAGGCGGAUUCCACUGAGCCAUCUUGACUUAUUGGAGGAGGUGUUGGUGAUGGGAAUGAGAAUGACUGAGGGCAUUAAUCACAAGCACUGGGACUUAUUCAGUCCUCAGAUGGAUCUCUAUAAAAUCUUUGGUGCAUCUAUCGACGUCCAAGAGCUUCUGCAAAGUGGACAGCUUAUUCUUGAUAACAGGGGUAUGAGGUGUUCCUGGGAUGGCCUGGCCCUACUGGACAGCAUACUUCCAGCUCUGCUGGUGGAGCUGGAAAAGCAAAUCCUCCAAAAGCCACACAUGAUUCACUCAUUGUGGACUGGUGAACAUACGGAGAUCUCCAACCCUCUGUGACAGUUUAAGAGAAGAUUAAUUUAUAGACACCUUAUUUCCUUGUCGUUGACAAUAUAUGACUUUUUUUUAAAUAAAAACACAUUGUAUGUACUUGAAUGAAGUAUUCACUACAUAAAUGGUAUUGUAUCCUCUCAGCUAAGUGUGAAGUGGGGCUGUUGCUUUUUAUCUGUAUUAAUAAACCACCACACUGUCGGGAAAAAAGUUAUUGUCUUAUCCACUUACAUAAACUAAAUCAACACACCAUGGGCUUUACUUUAAUCAUCUGCUGUUUUGGAUGAGAAAUGAAUGAGAUUCAGGAAAUUAGGUUCUAAUGUCAUUUACACAGUUCAAAUGAAGUUAGGCAGAAAAAGAUUUCUCAUCAAGUCAU